CAACUUGUCUUUAAAAAAAAAAAAAAAAAAACAACAAAACAUAAAUAUGGCAAACGAAGUCGAAAUAAACAUGCUUGAUGAGUUUUCAAUGGAUCCUGCAGCUGAUGAAAAUGUUGAUUCCACUGAAUCCGCUCCUACCUCAGAGUCCAAUCUUGUAUCAGAAUCAGGUUAUGGAACCGACAAAGGCCUCACAAAGAGAGAGCUAUCCUCUAGUCAUAUAGUGCUCUCUGACGCUACAUUUCAAAUAUUCCUGUCAAACUUUCUUAAGUAUCACAACUCGGUCAGCUUUCAACGGGAGGUUUUGACUUCAGUCAAUAACAACGACAUGUAUGUGAAUAGACAGAAUAUGCGGCGGAAAUUCGCCAUGAUUGUCCUGAUCUGCCUCGUUCUGGCUUUUAUCCUUUCCUGUGUCCUUAUUUUAACACUCACACGGACAAAAAUACGUCAUGUUGGGAAUUUACGCAAGCAAAAUAGAACAUCUAUAUGGAGUGGUAUUGAUCCAAGACAUUUGUUUUUUAAAGAUAGUGAUUUUACAAUCAAGAAACCAGUAGAAGAUAUGACACUGGGGCAAUUUGUAAAAAUACAUACUGAUUUGAACAAUACAAUGCGGAAAAAUACGUCAUGGAAAUAUGACCAUUAAUAAAAAUACCGGUACUCAGUUGUUAAGAAUGAAUUUCAGUUUUAUUUAAAAGCAGUUAUUAACCAAACUAUAGAUUAAAGUGACGAGAACAGUUACUAUAUAAAUUCAUUUGAAAUGAAUUUCUUUGGGUUUUUUAAACAAAACAGAAAAAGAAAUAUCAAUGAAAAUGUUA
Molecule: messenger RNA, 812 nt
Organism: Saccostrea cuccullata (small rock oyster)
Lineage: Eukaryota; Metazoa; Mollusca; Bivalvia; Ostreida; Ostreidae
Exons: 2
Coding region: 47-640 (197 amino acids)
Source: RefSeq, a predicted model, not a curated record